AUGGGGCCUUACUUUCCAAAUUGGAUUCAAAAACAGAAUUCUCUUAGUGAACUCUCUCUCUCUUUUGCUGGUAUAUCCGACACAUUACCCAAUUGGUUGUGGAAUAGGUCUUUUAUGGAAUAUUUAGAUCUCUCUCACAAUAAUAUUAGUGGUAGGAUGCCUGAUUUGACCAUGUCUAUUUAUGAGAUUCUGGAUUUAAGUUAUAAUAAUCUAUCAGGCCCAAUUCCAUUGUCAGUUUUUCGACAUUCAGCGAACUUGAGACUUUCUAAGAACCUAUUAUCCGGAUCCAUUUCCAACUUAUGCACAAUUUCUGAGCGGCUCCCAGUCCAAGCCCUUGUUCUCUCGAAUAACCAAUUAGACGGUGAGCUUCCUGGUUGCUGGAUGAACAUGCAUGAUCUAACUGUUCUUGAUUUGGCAAAUAAUAAGCUCUCAGGUAAAAUUCCCCCCAGUUUAAGCACUCUGAGAUUCCUUUCGAUAUUGCAUUUGGGUAACAAUAAUUUCACUGGUGAAUUGGGUUCCUGUUUGAAGAAUUGCAAACGGUUGAAAAAGUUAGAUGUGGGGGGAAACAAGUUAACAGGUAAAAUUCCAGCAUGGAUAGGAACACACCUAAGAGGUUUGGCUGUUCUUAACCUUCGAUUUAAUAGUUUUCAUGGAUCCAUUCCUCUAACAAUCUGCUACCUUACUGUCGUUCACGUCUUGGACCUUUCUAGGAACAACAUUUCAGGAAAAAUUCCCCGAUGCUUAAACAAUUUUACUUCUUUGGCUCAGAAUGAUGGUUCACCUAUUCUUGAUAGGAACAUUUGGUUGGAAGGGCAACAAAUAGAAGACGAUGACAAUGCUUUGGUUCAAUGGAAAGGACAAGAAUCAGAAUAUAAAAGACUAAAAAAUAUGAAAGGCAUUGAUCUUUCUAGCAAUAAGUUGGUCGGAACUAUUCCUCAAGCCUUUUCUGAUUUGAAAGGUUUACUUUUCAUCAACUUAUCUAGAAACCAUUUAACAGGGAAUAUCAUUUCAAACAUUGGUCAAUUGGACACAUUAGAAUGGCUUGACUUGUCUCGAAAUCAACUUUCUGGGGAGAUUCCGAGUGGACUUGCAAAUCUACAUUUUCUUAGUUUUUUGGACUUAGCAUACAAUAAUUUAACUGGGAAGAUUCCACUAAGCACUCAACUACAAAGCUUCAACUCAUCUACAUACAUUGGGAAUGAUCAACUCUGUGGAGAUCCAUUGGCGGAGUGUCCUCAUGACCCUUCUGUGACUAAUCAUGGCAAGGUCAAUAUUGUUCAAGAAGAUGAUAGGUUUAUAAAUCGAGAUUUCUAUUUCUGCAUGAUAUUUGGUUUUAUUAUUGGGUUCUGGGUGCCCCUUUUUGAAGAAGUUGAUGGCUGGAGUGGUGCACGGGUUGCAACUGGUGUUGUUCUUUAA
Olea europaea var. sylvestris is the source of this 1416-nucleotide messenger RNA. RefSeq names its product LRR receptor-like serine/threonine-protein kinase ERECTA. The coding region runs from base 1 to 1416 and encodes 471 amino acids. The transcript has 2 exons. NCBI's taxonomy places the organism in Eukaryota, Viridiplantae, Streptophyta, Magnoliopsida, Lamiales, Oleaceae. Gene Ontology annotation, molecular function: protein binding. The record is from RefSeq and is a predicted model, not a curated record.